AUGCAAGCUACUCCUGGACCUAUCGUCAAAGCUACUCCCAAACAAACCAAUGUGGAAAGGACUCUUGAAUUAAACAUCGGACCUUCUUCCGAACCAAAUGUCAACUUUUCUGUCUUCGAGAAUUCACAACUUGAGGAACUCCUGCAAAUGGUUGGAGUGGAUGGUCGUAUGCUGGAAAGGACAGCCCUUCUUGAACAGUGCACGAGUUAUCAGGAGCUCAUCAUCAUUCCAGAUCAUUUUGGGAGGAAUGUCACCCAAAAUAACCAUCUGGAUAUGACCACUUCGGAAUUUACGUUGCAAGUCCCUUUAGGCGCGGCCCACGCUUUGGUUCAGUAUCCCCCAUCUAUAAGCGACAGAACUACAACUCAGGUAGUUCAGAGCUCGAUCGAGAACUUAGGAGUUCCAGAAAUCUCUCACACAAAUCUGCGACGAAGUGAAGAAGCCACCGUCUUGCCCGAGAUUCAAAAGGUUCAAAAGAAACAUAAUAGGUCAAAAGUGUUUAAAACCCCAAAAACUCGAGGAAGAAAGACUAGCAUUCAAGGCAGUGAAGCAGCCCUAGAAAGCGCGGAAGGCUGUACAUCUGGUGUUGGAGCGGUGGCGCAAGAAAACAUGGUUCCGAAUACAACUCAAAUCGAAAGACGUAGGACUUCUAGGAAGUCGACUAAUGCUAUUGAAUCUGUGAGUACUUCAACUCACACUCCGUCGAUCCAAGUGUCCUCACAAGGUUCUAAGUUGAAACUAUCGUCAAACGCUUCCACGUCCAAGCAUUCUUCAGAGCCGGGUAAAGCUUUACAUGCGGUUCAAGAUGAUCAUGCUAUUAAACCGCUGGAUAACUCUUCGGCUCAUACAGAAUCACUCAAAGGGAAGGAAGUUGAAAGGGAUGUGAAUGUAGGUUUCGACACUGAUAGCCCAACACCAAGCUUGACCAAACACAGUAGGUUAACACGUACUCGAGCGUCACUACAAGCCACCCAGAAAGGAGAAAAUUGUGCUCCCGCUAGUUCGGGAAGUCCUGGUCCAUCAAGCUUACCUCAAGAAUCACAUCCAGAAUCUGACAACCCCUCUACAUCAACACACACUAAAUCAAAUCCUUCCUAUCCAAGCUUAGAACACCGACGAUUUACACAUGCGCGCCCACCACCCACUAUACGCCCAUCACCUCCGCCACAGAGAAUCCUCUCGGACAGUGAUUGGGAGCCUGAAGCUGACGAAUCUGUCCGAGCUUCCAAGAAAAAAUCAAAGACUCAAAAAACACAAACACAUUCCGCAAAUCCUUAUGGCUCGUCGAACAAACCUCCCUCCCGUUCAGUUUCCCCUCAACUGCCUUCAAUAGACGCCUGGACUAUCUCAGAUCUACGCCAGAAAGUUGCGAAAGAUUCAAAAUUAAUCAAACACCUUCAGGACGAAACACGUCAAUUAACGGACAAGGUCGAUAGUUUGACCAACGACUUUAGACAUUUAUCGAAAACAGUGAGUAGUAUGAAAAAAGACGAAGUUCAGUCUAAGAAAAAGACUCGUGGGGGUCGACUUGCAGUAAGUUGA
Messenger RNA from Melampsora larici-populina 98AG31, 1542 nucleotides. RefSeq lists its product as uncharacterized. The record is from RefSeq and is a predicted model, not a curated record. The transcript has 4 exons. NCBI's taxonomy places the organism in Eukaryota, Fungi, Basidiomycota, Pucciniomycetes, Pucciniales, Melampsoraceae. Bases 1 to 1542 code for a protein of 513 amino acids.